Porites evermanni is the source of this 8064-nucleotide messenger RNA. The record is from the annotation of a GenBank genome assembly. NCBI's taxonomy places the organism in Eukaryota, Metazoa, Cnidaria, Anthozoa, Scleractinia, Poritidae.
AUCAUGCAUGUAAUUACGGUUGAAAAUUGAUUGAAUGUCAGCUGUUAAACCAUGGGCAAGAUUGAUUACUUCGUCGUUGAAUUUUAUGGAGGGAAAAGGACGUUUUACCCAGGGGAGGCAAUUAAUGGAACCCUCCGUCUCAAAGUGAAUAAGGAGUUAAAACUGCGAGGCCUACGGAUUGAGUUUCAUGGCAAAGCUCACGUACAUUGGAGUGAAACCCACGGAUCUGGAGAUAACAGGAGAACAAGACACUAUAAUAACAGCCAAACUUACAUCGAUACCUUAGCAACAUUGUUCGGUAAAGGUCAGUUUGGGUUUUAUUCAUUUUGUUAUUGGACGUGUAGAGUGUCAUUGUUGCUUGUCGAAUAUUCAAGCUGGAUCAUUGUUAUGAAAACCGGCUUCCAACAUUAAUCAUUUAUAAACCUCUUAUUGAAGGGUUUUACAUUUUGAGUUUGUUUUUAGAAGCAACCUCGACUAACCUCGACUAACUUUUCUUGCUUACAUUCUGGCUUAGCUUUCUUGAAGAGUGUUAGCAGGGCUAAUGGCGUGAAGUCUCGAUUUAAGCCACAGGUUAAAUUUUAAAAUUUAUGCUCAAUUUGUUUUAAGCUUACAAAGUACUUUUAUCGCGGUCAGGUUUGCAUAUUAUCGCUGUAAUUUUCGAAACCGAACGAAACGAAGCAAAAACAAAAACCUAUACUUAAAGAAAUGAACUCAAAGUUUCGAAAUAAAACUCUGUUUAUGUGUGUAUCAGGUUAGGAAAAGUGCCACAAACAUUGAAAACAAAAGUAUCCGAUAGAUAUAAUACCAAGUACAUUGCUGGCACCUUAUUCAGGCUGGGUGAUUUUCCUAUUACAGAUAAAGUAUGCAUUUUCGGCACAGUUCUCCUUCUUCAUUUAUCGAGAGAUGUAUCACUUUGGAAGUAAUUGAUAUGCUGCAUCAGUUAAUUCCAAGAAAAAUUACUCUUCACCCUCUUUGCCCACCAUGUCCAGGCAUACCUCAAACAUUUACCUCCCUUUGGAACUAGGUGCAAUGUUAGACUUGCUACUAGUCGACCUCUUGGCGAGUGGAGCAAGCCUUGUUCGGCCGCGAGCGAGGAAGUCGGGAGAGGUCGACUUGUCUCGCUUGAUGGGUUUUCCAUUUGCAUUUCGUGCCAAAAAUGGGGAGUGGCAUGACUUGCAUUUGGGGUUUCAGGUUUCAUUUGCGAGUCCUUGCCUUCAAUGGCGGAAUGUGCAGAUUCCACUCCAACUAAAUCUAUUGAACAUGUGUGUGUAUCUCCAUCAUCGAAGGAGCAAAUUUGUUUACUUUGUGCGAAAGUUGUCUCUAACAAUGAUUUUAGGCGAAAGUUGACGACCUCAGGGGGCCGGAAAAAAAACAAAAAAAACUUGUUUCAAUCCUGAGUCAAUACUGGGAAAGGAGAUUUCACAACCAAGGAAUCCUUGACAUCCGCACACAUUUUAAACCUACAAAGACUUUUCAAUACACGCAUUUCUCUUCCUGUAACCCUCAUGGGGUCAGAAAAGGUGUCAUAAAGGGCCAAGCCCUUAUACCCCUGAGAACUAACUCCUCAUCUAAAUCCUUCUAUGACAACAUCUUCAACUUCAAAAAACGCCUUUGCGCUAGAGGUUACCGUCACAAUCUCAUAGAAAAAAUCACCUCUGACAGGAGCCAAUUACUGCCUCUGAGGUUAAAUUUACCGCGCGGAAGUCAGCUUUACAAAAGAACAAUGAAGUGCGAAAGAAAAUUCUGCCUUUCGUUACCACGUACCACCCUGCUUUGCAGAACCUUAAAAACAUUUUAAUGAGCAAAUGGCACUUAAUUCAAGAUCAACCACUACUGAGAGAAAUACAGUGUAUACAACAAGCCUCCCAUCAUUUCACAUAAAAGAGCAAAAUUGCUGUGAGAUAUCCUCAUAAUUUAGAGCAAAACUAUAAGGUCACGUAGCACACUGUCACAAGCCUAUAUUAUGAGUCGUACUUUGCCUGUCAACACCUUCCACUUCGCAAUCAACCCCAUGUUGGAAUUUGAACCUCAAGUCACGUUUCAAUGUGCUUAAUACUUGUGAGUGACAGCUUUAUCCCCAAGGGUAGCUACUCUGAUUGGUCCAAGCACACCGACCCGUUUUUGGGUCAGUAAAAUUGGCACCAAACAAGUAUGAAAAGUCCUUGGUCCCGCCCCAUAUGAAAUCCGAUGAAGGACUUUUUUGAAAGUCUAGGUGCAAUGUAUUUGAUGCAAAAUGGAGCCCACAAGGACCACAUAGGGGCUGAUCGUUUAUUAUUGGUGAGAGGGGGCUGGCCAUUUUGCUGGGGGGUCAUUUUCAAAAUCUUAAUUUAUUUUGGAGGGGUUCAUUUUCAGUUGGGAGUGUUACGUACCUGGAUGCUGAUUUUAAUGAAUUUCAUGAAAGUAGUGCAAAGCAGUAACAAGUAUGAACUGAAAUUUUUAUUUAACAGCCAUUAAAAUAAUAGUGAACACCCAUCUCAUAAACACAACUCAGUAGAUUUACUGAACUCUGGCACAAUUUAAUGUAGCUAGAAUAUUGAUAAUUUUUGUAGUUUCAACUGCAAUCAGGUGGGUGAGGGGGGGGUUCACUUUCACAAUACAUAAGAUUUAUGGGGGUCAUUUCUAAAAAGCUAGGAUGAAUUAGGGGAUCUGUUUGAGAUUCCUCUAAGCUUUUUCCCAUUGCCAUUAAUACCUACUUACCCAAGUGUACCUAUCUAUCUACGUUGAUUAACAGCUCCAGGUCAGAGUGGCAAUGACCCAGUUCUCCAGCCUGGUGAUUACUCCUAUCCAUUUCAGUUUCUAAUCCCAAACACUAAUAUGCCGACCUCAGUAGAAGGAAGGUAUGGCUAUGUUCGCUACUGGUUAAAGGGAAUUGUUGACCGCCCAUGGAGAUUUGAUAUCACGACCAAAGCAGCUUUCACUAUGUUGGAAUAUGUGGACAUCAAUACACCUCUGCUUUUAGUAAGUUUUUAUUAACAUCAUGAUCUUUCCCUAGCAAAUCAAAUACAAUGUAUUGGGUCUGUGCUUACUCUUACAAAGCUUUUUUCCUCUAUCAGAAAAUACAGAGAGAGGAAAUCUGAAAAUAUUAAUUACCAAGUUAUUCGUAACUUUUUCAACAGGACCUAGGAAAACUGGCAGAGACAUAUUUUGGUAGACUUAAUUUUAAUAAAUGUGAUUUGGAAUAGAAAUUGAUUUUGAAAAAUACAAGUAUCUUUGAUCGUUACAAUUGCAACAUGUUUGCAUUCAGUAUACAUGAACAUGGUGGUGUAAGUUGUAGCCUAUUCUGUAUAGUCAGAAACUCUUAUGAGGUUCUGGCAUUAAAGUAUAAUGAAGGUAUAUUAAAUGAACAGAGUAUUAGCAUCAUGAGAUUGCAAAAACUGGCAAAGUAAAGUUCCUUUAAUAGUGCCCCCUAUACAGGGUUGGACAUUGGCGUUCGCCCACUCACUGCACCCAGGCAAGUUCCAAAAUGGUCGGGCAAGUACAAAUCAAGAAUCACAUGCCCAGUUUGGCGAGUAUGGUGUUCAUACUGGCACCAUACGUUAAUUCAAAAUUAACGGCACUUUUCACUUUCCACUUGAAAAUAAUCUACACUGUCCUUUAGCCAGAAGCUUACCAAUGUUCUGAAAAGUCCAUCAACCCUGGUCUGUAUUUUUUAAAACGGGUUGGUGAACAGACAAAAUGCUCCUUGCUUCGAUGAUUGCUACAUGAAGGAUGAACACUUGUACAAAGUACCAGUAAUACCUCUGGUCAUUAAAUACACUGCGUUGUCCACAGAACCGCAAAAUGCGGGAAAAUAGAAAGAUUGGAGAGAGCAUCACGUUUAUGUCAAAUGGCAAACAUAAAUUUGUACCACAUGACAAAGUUUCCCCUUUGUUGUUUUCUAUUUUGAGCAAUUCUGAACGUGAAUCUGACUUUUGCCAUUUGCGUUAAACUCUCCAUUAAGAGUCACAUUUGCGGCAAGUGGCAAAGUCAGAUUGAAGUUGAGAAUUUUUCAGAAAAGAAAAUAAUCAGUUAAAAAAUAUCCAGAAAAAUUCUUAUGGAUAAAACUGGUGGGAAACUAUGCUUUUUUUGAGUUAGAAGUAAUCAACAGUAAAUGACAAUUAAGAAGAAAACUGAGGUAGGUCUAAGUUUGCACACAGACUAGCAAAAAUUGGGAAAAAUUGGAGAAAUUGCAGUUUUUGCUAAAAUUGCUAAAUUCAAGUGCACAAAAAAUGCAGUUUUUGCUGAUGCCUGCAAACCUGGACAUAAGUGGAAAAACUUGGUCACGUGGUACAAAUUCAUGUUUGCUGUUUGGCAUAAACAUGACUCUUAAUCAAUCUAAUGGCUCUAUCUUGCCGCCGCUUUUAGUGUAUAAUUUCGACACUUUGCUUGAGUGUGUUGUUGUUUCCUUUUCGUUUAUUAAGAUCUAUUUCAGGGCAUGGUGAGUGAACUUCCAUGCAGUGAGGAGGGGGCUUUUCUUUAUGGUAGGAGACUGGGUCAGACGCUCCAAAAUUUUAGUUUCCAACCCUUUUAUAGUAGCAGUUUUAUAGUAUACUAAGCCUUAGAUAGGGGCUAAUUUUUAAGUGACUGGAGUCAAGUCUAAUACAACCAUACAUAUUUCAACUCUUAUUUCCUCAGCAACCUUGUCAGAUCCAAGAGGAUCGUAAUGUGGGAUGCCUGUGCUGUGUAUCUGGUCCACUCAGUAUUAUUGUCUAUACUGACAGAGGAGGUUACUGUCCAGGAGAAUCUAUUGGUGUCUCUGCAGUCAUUAAUAAUAAUUCAAAAAAUGAGAUUAUUGGGCUGGAGAUACAACUUAUUCAACUCACUGUCUUCAUUGCUUCUGGUGGUGGGUAAAAGAACCAACAUCACACUUAAGAACAAGUCUAGAACAAAUUAAUUAAUAGUCAAUUUAAUUUGAUUCAGUAUUUGCGUCAGCACUGUUUUGAAUUGCAGUGGGAACUGCACAAUAUUUUUGUUAUAAUGGUGUGAAAUAUAUUAACCUGAUUGACCGAGUUUUGUAAGGAGGCUAUAACGUUUGAGUCUACUCAGUUUUUGAUUUACUAUGGUGUAACCAUUAAAAUGAAAACUUUUGGCAGAUGACUUUCACAUGGUACUAUUUGUCAGGUCUUGUACAUAUACAUGCAUAAGCAUAUUGAUAAAGUCCUUAAUACACAAGAAAGCUUCACCUCUAGUUGGAGAAGAAAAAAGUUCCUGAAAGGUUUCCUGUUCAUAUUUAUUUGAUGGAGUUGAAAUCAUACUUCAAUUUAACUGAUUGCUGUCGAACACCUGGACACUUUGAGGCUAUAUCCCUAAAACAGUACUCGUGGCUGCAUAGCCUGUUCCAGGCUCUUAGAUAGUGGGGAAGAUGCGAAAGAAAAAGGUGCGCGAAAAGUUGGCGUUUUAUUNAGAGGAGGUUACUGUCCAGGAGAAUCUAUUGGUGUCUCUGCAGUCAUUAAUAAUAAUUCAAAAAAUGAGAUUAUUGGGCUGGAGAUACAACUUAUUCAACUCACUGUCUUCAUUGCUUCUGGUGGUGGGUAAAAGAACCAACAUCACACUUAAGAACAAGUCUAGAACAAAUUAAUUAAUAGUCAAUUUAAUUUGAUUCAGUAUUUGCGUCAGCACUGUUUUGAAUUGCAGUGGGAACUGCACAAUAUUUUAGUUAUAAUGGUGUGAAAUAUAUUAACCUGAUUGACCGAGUUUUGUAAGGAGGCUAUAACGUUUGAGUCUACUCAGUUUUUGAUUUACUAUGGUGUAACCAUUAAAAUGAAAACUUUUGGCAGAUGACUUUCACAUGGUACUAUUUGUCAGGUCUUGUACAUAUACAUGCAUAAGCAUAUUGAUAAAGUCCUUAAUACACAAGAAAGCUUCACCUCUAGUUGGAGAAGAAAAAAGUUCCUGAAAGGUUUCCUGUUCAUAUUUAUUUGAUGGAGUUGAAAUCAUACUUCAAUUUAACUGAUUGCUGUCGAACACCUGGACACUUUGAGGCUAUAUCCCUAAAACAGUACUCGUGGCUGCAUAGCCUGUUCCAGGCUCUUAGAUAGUGGGGAAGAUGCGAAAGAAAAAGGUGCGCGAAAAGUUGGCGUUUUAUUUUCGUGUUUGUGCUUUCUCAAUUCAGUGGACCCAACUAUCUCGGAGCCUGGAACAGGCUAGUGGCUGCAUGGCUACAUAGCCAUGUAGCCGUGUAGGCACUUAGCUGCGAGACAACUUUUUGCACUGCUGUAACUCUUACUUUGCAAACUACAAAAUAAAAGCAAGCCAGAGUCCCAUAGCCACAUACACGUAGCCACUGUUUUAGGAGUAGAGGUUAGAAGUGGCUGCAGUUACUCCCAUGAUUUUUACCUUCAUCAUCACCAUCAUCGAUUUAAUUCAUUUCUAGGGAAACAAAAACACUGGGAAGAUAAGGUUGCAUCCAUGUUUCAAGAAGGAGUGAAGCCUGGGGAAGAGACUCGCAUGCCAAUGGUACCACUUCCAGUCCCCUCUCUGCCCCCUACCAUGACGAGUUGCAGUUGCAUAAGGAUAUCGUAUUGUCUACGGGUAAUUUACCUAUUAUCUGUCCAUUUGGCUGAAUUGUUUGAAAUAUCUGAUUUUUUUUUUUGACGACUGUCAUUUGCUGCCUUGCCAACAUUUUGCCAUUAAGUCAAACCAACCGUAGUUGUUCUGGUUUGAAUGACAGGACUUGCAUCUGGUGUGAAUUCAUUUGUUGAUGGAAUAUUUUUAGUACUGCUAAGAACUCUUGUUUUGCCCCAUGUAAGGGAAUCCUGAUUCCAGAAUCCGGGAAAAUUUUGUUUAUGGAACUAGGAAUACAGCCCAAGGAAUCCGGAAUCCCGCUAACGAUUGGAAUCCAGAAUCCAAGUUCCAAGUUUGACAAAGACGAGCUCCCCUAAAAGGGCCUGCGUGGGAGGCUAGCAAAUCUCUGGCUCAUGUUAAAUUGUAUUCUCUUCUCAAUUACUCUAUCGCCAGAUGCCACCUUUAUCUUGUUAAAAAAUAUGACGCUUUAUCGAAUAACUGACCCCUGAUGAUUGGACCAAACGGUAAAGAAACUAAUUGCUGUUCGCAGUAGGAAGUUUAUUGGUUGUCACUCAAACCCUAGCGUCCUUAACAACGCCAGCGUCCUGUGGUGUGCAAAAAAAGUCGUAUGCGGGUCCUCAUAGUAAGGAACAAUUACGACUUUAAGUGCCGAGGUUUGUUUCGUUCAUUAGCAAACGAAUCCUGAAAAUGUUCAAAUCAGAGCUGAGCUGGAAUAGCCAACAAAAAAUGUUUCUCCCCACUGUCUUUCACAGAUAUGUACUAGGAGGUGUGCAGAGUUGAUAUAAAAUCGAGUUAAACGCCAACAGUUGUAGGUCAGUUCUAUUUCGUUGCUUAUUUUUUUUCUUGCAACCUUUCAACAGCUGAAAGUUAGAGUGAAGGGUGCCUUCAACUCAACAUUAAACAUUCCUAUCACAAUUGGCUCAGUUCCAUAUCGGCCGCCCCUUCAUCCAGCCCAAUACCCACCCCCAGGUGCUGCUUUGACUCCUAGUGCCCCACCACUGGCGGGAUUUGACGCAGCAUCAGCGUAUCCACCAGCCGCUACACAGUAUAGUGACCCUACGCAGAAUUAUCCAAAUAUUGGUAAGAAACAUUUUGUAUCGUGACUACUGUAGUAUUCCGAAAUUAAUUCCACCCGCCCACCCACCCUCACAAAAAUUACGGCUACCAGUAGGGUUACACUAGCCUUUGGUGUCCUUACACUGGACCUUGCCCCCAAAGCGGGUUGGGCUCGCUCUGGGAUCUGAUCACUUUGCUGUUUUCGGUUACACGCCAAUAAAUUGCCCAAGGGGAAGAAAAGCUUGGACCCGGUUUCACGGGGGUCAAUUUAUAAAAAGAAAGAAAAAAACUGGCUCCAGAACUCUUCGACCUAAGGUUUUGCUUUUGAAACAUCACUUGUUUUUUAUUUCAGCUCCUCCUUCGUACGCAGAGUGUGUUAGCGGUGGAGCGUCAAUCGAUGACGAGGGCGAUAAAAAGAUGCUGGGUGAUACCAGCUUUACACCAAUGUACCCAUUUGUUAAUAACUACCAACUUCCCUCUGCACCGCCUCCUUCAUUUCCCUAA